This is a messenger RNA of Solanum lycopersicum (tomato), 950 nucleotides long. RefSeq names its product probable E3 ubiquitin-protein ligase XERICO. The record is from RefSeq and is a predicted model, not a curated record. Lineage: Eukaryota; Viridiplantae; Streptophyta; Magnoliopsida; Solanales; Solanaceae.
GUUGAUAGAAGGAGGCUAUAUAUCAUCAACCAUUAUCAUUUAUCAACAUUGUCCUCUCUCUCUGGUAUCCUAUGAAUCUAACAACCCUACCCUUAAGUCUCUAAAAACAAUAAAUUUCUCUCCCAAUUUUCUUAAUAUUUCAAAUUUCAAAGAAUUUUCUAACAUCUUCUAGCUCCUACUACACCUAUAGGCAAUAAUAUAAAGUCCAGUUCAGUCAGCUGUUCCAGAAGUUGUUGCUAGUAGAAAUCUCUAAGUUUCAGCCUAGAUUCCAAUCCAGUAUGGGACUCUCACAGUAUCCAACUCCAGCAGAUGCAGGAGUGCUCUGUGUUAUUCUAGUGAACACAGCCAUAUCCAUCUCCAUUGUCAAGGAGAUGGUCCGAUCGAUCCUUCAUGUGAUUGGCAUCCACAUUGCAUCAUGGGACGAUUAUUCCAUCGAAGGCUCCUUGGACUCGUUUGAAUGUCGCAGAAGCCCAUCAGAGUCAUAUAUGGAGGAAUUCAGAAGCCAUACCCCUGCAAUUCGUUAUGAUUCCAUCUGUAUCUCUAACCACGCUGAGAAAGAGUGCUCAGUCUGCCUGACGGAUUUUGAGCCUGACGCAGAGAUAAACCAUCUCUCAUGUGGCCAUGUUUUCCACAAGCAUUGUUUAGAGAAGUGGCUCAAGUACUGGAAUGUAACUUGUCCACUUUGCAGGAAUUACAUGAUGUCUCAAGAAGGCGAAGAAGAUACUUGUCCUAUGUGAGGUUAGAAGUUUAUCGAGGCUAUAGCACUACUAUACAUCUUGAGUACAGCUUAGUAGUGUACAUGCAAUGGUUGAUCUUUGACAUUGGGUAGUUUCGUAUUUGUAAUGCUUGGCGUCCUCUCAGAGUGACGGGUCUCUUUACUGCGACCAAGAAUUCAUACAUUCGCGUACAUAAUAUAUGGAAAAUUUUGCUAUGAUGUUUUCCAUCAUGAA